Messenger RNA from Olea europaea var. sylvestris, 663 nucleotides. RefSeq names its product histone H2B. Bases 68 to 511 code for a protein of 147 amino acids. Gene Ontology annotation, cellular component: nucleosome. Gene Ontology annotation, biological process: nucleosome assembly. The record is from RefSeq and is a predicted model, not a curated record. Gene Ontology annotation, molecular function: protein heterodimerization activity; DNA binding; structural constituent of chromatin. The transcript has a single exon. NCBI's taxonomy places the organism in Eukaryota, Viridiplantae, Streptophyta, Magnoliopsida, Lamiales, Oleaceae.
UCUCAUCCACAAUUCAAUUUCGAGAGAAAAAGAACGCAUUCCUUACGUUUGUCUUUUGUACGAAACAAUGGCCCCAAAGGCGGAGAAAAAGCCAGCCGAGAAGAAACCCGCCGCCGAGAAAACCCCGGCAGCCGAGAAAGCUCCGGCGGAGAAAAAGCCGAAAGCCGGAAAGAAAUUGCCAAAAGAAGGCGGCGCAGCGGCAGGAGAUAAGAAGAAGAAGCGGAUGAAGAAGAGUGUUGAGACUUACAAGAUCUACAUCUUCAAGGUGUUGAAACAGGUUCACCCUGAUAUUGGGAUUUCCAGCAAGGCCAUGGGUAUAAUGAACAGCUUCAUCAACGAUAUCUUCGAGAAAUUGGCUCAAGAGGCUUCCAGGCUGGCCAGGUACAACAAGAAGCCGACCAUCACUUCUCGGGAGAUUCAGACUGCUGUGAGAUUGGUUCUUCCUGGAGAACUGGCCAAGCACGCUGUUUCUGAGGGUACGAAAGCUGUUACUAAGUUCACCAGCUCCUGAAUAGAUGAAAAAUUAGGGUUUUUACUGCUGCUUGUUUUAAUUUCUUUUUAAUAAUGUCCUCGUUAAUUAUUAGGGUUAUCAGUGUCUAAAUGUAAACAAACUUUAGGUUGUUUAUUGCUAAUGAUUAAAUAAUUGAAUUUUUCUGUUCUUUA